Molecule: messenger RNA, 1125 nt
Organism: Acaromyces ingoldii
Lineage: Eukaryota; Fungi; Basidiomycota; Exobasidiomycetes; Exobasidiales; Cryptobasidiaceae
Product: putative CPC2 protein
Exons: 3
Coding region: 32-973 (313 amino acids)
Biological process (GO): rescue of stalled cytosolic ribosome; positive regulation of protein phosphorylation
Cellular component (GO): cytosol; nucleus
Molecular function (GO): protein kinase C binding; ribosome binding; translation regulator activity
Source: RefSeq, a predicted model, not a curated record
UCACUACUCACCUCACGACAUAGCAGCCAACAUGUCUGACUCGCUCCAGUACCGCGGAGAGCUCGCCGGCCACAAGGGCUGGAUCACGGCCAUUGCCACGUCGAGUGAGAACCCCGACAUGCUCCUGACGGCCUCGCGUGACAAGACCAUCAUCGUCUGGCAGCUCACCCGCGAUGACAUGAGCUACGGCUACCCCAAGAGAAUCCUCCACGGCCACAACCACUUCGUGUCGGACAUUGUCAUCUCUUCGGACGGCCAGUUUGCUCUGUCGGCCUCGUGGGACAAGACGCUCCGCCUCUGGGACCUCAACACGGGCACCACUGCUCGCCGAUUCGUUGGCCACACCUCCGACGUUCUCUCCGUCAGCUUCAGCGCCGACAACAGGCAGAUUGUCAGCGGUAGCCGAGACAGGACCAUCAAGCUGUGGAACACGCUGGGCGAGUGCAAGUUCAACAUCCAGGAGGAGGGCCACACCGAGUGGGUCAGCUGCGUUCGGUUCAGCCCGAACCCCAGCAACCCCGUCAUCGUCUCGGCUGGUUGGGACAAGGUCGUCAAGGUCUGGGAGCUGUCCAAGUGCAAGCUCAAGACGAACCACUUCGGUCACACUGGCUACAUCAACACCGUCACUGUCUCGCCCGACGGGUCGCUGUGCGCCUCGGGCGGCAAGGACGGCAUCACCAUGCUCUGGGAGCUGUCGGACGACAAGCACCUCUACUCGCUCGAGGCCGGUGACUGCGUCAACGCCCUCGUCUUCUCGCCCAACCGCUACUGGCUGUGCGCGGCGACGGCCUCCUGCAUCAAGAUCUUCGACCUCGAAUCCAAGUCGAUCGUCGACGAGCUCAAGCCCGAGUUCGUUGGCGUUGGCAAGAACUCGGCUGACCCCGAGUGCCUGUCGCUGGCGUGGUCUGCCGACGGCUCGACGCUCUUCGCUGGUUACUCGGACGACAAGGUCAGGGUCUUCACCGUCGGCUAAACAGUAGGAUAGCUUCUCUUGUUGCACCAAAAUCAUCUCACCUUCUGUUCUCGCUCGGCCAUGUUCUCUCUCACAUCCACGCCUUGUAUGCAUAACCACCAGACCCUGAAAAGAGACGGGGAGGGCGGCCGCCCUCCCUUAUGACACCGAUC